This is a messenger RNA of Priceomyces carsonii, 1512 nucleotides long. It is a transcript of the gene CAN1, whose product is annotated as Can1p. The record is from RefSeq and is a predicted model, not a curated record. The transcript has 2 exons. The coding region runs from base 1 to 1512 and encodes 503 amino acids. Gene Ontology annotation, biological process: amino acid transmembrane transport. Gene Ontology annotation, cellular component: membrane. Gene Ontology annotation, molecular function: amino acid transmembrane transporter activity. Lineage: Eukaryota; Fungi; Ascomycota; Pichiomycetes; Serinales; Debaryomycetaceae.
AUGAUUGCCUUAGGUGGCUGUAUCGGUACCGGAUUCUUUAUCGGAUCGGGUGUAACGUUGCUGGAAGCAGGACCAGGCUCUCUUUUAAUUGGAUACCUAGCAAUGUCUAUAGUGAUGUUUUUUGUGAUGAAUAUUUUAGGAGAAAUGACCACAUUUUUACCUAUAGCAGGAAAUGGAGCUCAGACGUUUGUUGGAAGCUAUUUCGAAGAGUCUUUAGGUUUUGCUAUUGGCUACAAUUAUUGGUAUGCGUUUGCUAUCCUUGUGGCUACUGAAAUUACCGCAGCCGCUAUUAUUAUAGAAUACUGGAUCACCUCUAUUAACAUUGCAGUUUGGAUCUCAAUAUUUUUGGCUCUUUUAUUGCUACUUAACAUGUGUUCAGUGAAGGUCUAUGGUGAGUCUGAAUUUUGGUUUUCUUCAAUAAAAAUAUUCACUUUAGUUGGUUUGUUUAUUCUCGGUGUGGUCCUAUUUUUUGGAGGUGGACCGAACCAUGAUAGACUAGGAUUUAGGUUUUGGAGACAGAACAUGGCAUUUAAAGAGCACUUGGAAAAAGGUUCAACAGGAAGAUUUCUUGGAGUUUGGACUUCAAUCAUAAAGGCUGGAUUCUCGUUCGUUUGUUCCCCUGAAUCAGUAUCUGUGGCAGGAUCAGAGAGCCUGAAACCAAGAAGAAAUAUUCCAAAAGCUUGCAACCGCUUCAAGUACCGUUUGGCCUUCUUCUAUGUUUUUGGCAGCUUGAUUAUUGGUGUUAUAUGUAGCUCCGAAAGCCAUAAACUCCUCGGUGCUUCUAAAGAUGCAUCUGCUUCUCCAUUCGUUAUCGGUAUACAGAAUGCAGGGAUACCAGUACUUAAUCACAUCAUUAAUGCUGCUAUUCUUACUUCAGCUCUUUCCUCUGGUAAUUCAUUCUUGUAUGCUGCAUCAAGGACCCUUUAUUCGCUAUCCAGAAAGAAAAUGGCUCCCAAAGUAUUUUCUACCAUUAAUCGCUACGGGGUUCCUUAUUGGUCAGUUUUAGUCUCCUGGUUCGUGGGAUGUCUAGCGUAUCUCAAUUGCUCAAGCAAUUCGGCCAGUGUUUUCGCUUGGUUCACUAAUAUUUCAACUAUUUCUGGUUUUAUAAGCUGGAUCGCCGUUUCACUAGCAUAUUUAAGAUGGAGAAAAGCAAUUAGAUACCAGAAUCUAGAGGAUAGAGUCACUUAUAAGACAUGGCUACAACCAUAUGGAACAUACUUUGUGCUUAUUUUCGUCACUAUCAUAACCAUUACAAAUGGCUACGCUUCUUUCAUUGGUGGUUUUGAUGUAGCAGACUUUAUUGCUGCUUACGUAGCUUUUCCCAUUAUAAUAUUUCUUUAUGUUGGCCACAAACUUUAUCGUUAUUCGAAAGGCAAAACAUUAAGGUUUGUGAACCCAAUCGACGAAAUAGACCUUACAAGAGAUUUAGAGGAGAUCGAGGAAGAAGAUAAAAACACGAAAGAAGCUGAAGCGAAAAAUUUUGCAGAGAAGGUUUGGAAAUGGGUAGCCUAG